AUGGAGUCCCCACCGUACAUCUUCUUCCACAAUAGAAACGGCGGUUAUUGGUGGGACGAAAAAACAGAUCCAAUCCUACAGAACUGUCGAACAAUCAACGAAGACGCUGCACAGUCCCUCCUAAGCUCACUUACUGUGAACGUAUCUCAACCGUGCUCUCUCCUUCGUUGGCUAAACAAGAACAAUCCCGCCUAUAUCACUGACCUCGUCGUCUUCGUUGACGCGUGUUGCGACAGUCCUCCUGCAACGCACUGGAGCCAACUUUUUGAGAAGCUCGGCCGUGAAGCCACAAAUUUGCAACAUCUGACCGUUUAUUGGGACUCGGAGAACAUUGUCCAUAGAGGUUUGGGGAAGGACCUCUGCUUUGUUCGAGCACUGACGCAACUAAAGGUGAAGAAGACAAUAACAAUUGAAGGUUUCUAUGCGCUGCGAUGGCCGGAAUAUUUGGAGCGCGAGAUGGGCAUAAAGCCACAAGAAGAUAAUCACAGCCCCACCCGGACAAGGUUAAGGAGACAAUAUCAGAGAGGGACCGAAAACAUCAUUCCUUGA
Molecule: messenger RNA, 549 nt
Organism: Cladophialophora bantiana CBS 173.52
Lineage: Eukaryota; Fungi; Ascomycota; Eurotiomycetes; Chaetothyriales; Herpotrichiellaceae
Exons: 1
Coding region: 1-549 (182 amino acids)
Source: RefSeq, a predicted model, not a curated record